Molecule: messenger RNA, 1211 nt
Organism: Dicrocoelium dendriticum
Lineage: Eukaryota; Metazoa; Platyhelminthes; Trematoda; Plagiorchiida; Dicrocoeliidae
Source: the annotation of a GenBank genome assembly
AUGCGUCUUCCCUUUAUUGUCCUUAUCCUGAUCCACACAUGUGCUGGAGAGUGGCUAGAAACGGUGUUUGAUGAGGAACCAGUUCCACUCUUAGUACAAGUCUUUGAGGAAGUGGAUAUCAGCGAUUUACCUAAAACUCUCAAAGCUCUCAAGAAGUCCUUAACGUAUAUGCAUGACAACCUAGAGGCGGUAAAUUUGGACGGCCUCAUAGGUCCACGAAUAGCAGAGAGUCGCAUUGCAGGACUUCUCAGUCGCUACUGGUCCACUAUGCCAUUUACGCUGGUGAGAGAACUGCGACAGAUACAAAAGAUUGCAGCCGAAGUCGUUCAACAAGGGAGAGAAUUCGUGAAAAGAAAAACUCCAAACUAUUUUUCAAACGUUGGAUUCUUCACAGAGCCAUACGUAUGGGACCUCUACUAUCCUCCACGUGGACUCCGAUACCACCCAAAAUGGGCUCUCAACCUUGAGGCCGAUCAGUGGUAUGAACAAGACAUUGACAACUGCAUGAGUGAAAUCUACUAUUCAAAAUAUCCUGAAUGUCGCAUAACAAGUCAGUGCUGGCUGAAUGGCACACGAGCUGCAAUGUCCAGCUACAGUGUUUCUCAUCAGCUGAUCUAUCUACUGAUCGGUGCAUCUUCCGAGUGUGCGGGCUCUUUGGAACAGCGGCUUCGUAGCGAAAUUCCACCGGUCACGUUGGGCGGGCUGAUGCACACCAUGUGCGGCCGAAUGAAAGUGGAAACUGAAACAAUAGCGAACGCUGGAUUCCCUGACUCGUUUCCAGACUUGUUGAUGGAACAAAUUGCUGUUUGUGGAGCAGUCGGAUUUUUGGAGCUGAGCAAACCGGAAUGGUUGGACAUUAUCAUAAGCUGGCAGGCAGACAAUGGCUGCUACCACAAGUUCAAAGAAGAAGAAGAUAUUCCGUCAGAGAAUUUUGCCCCGGAGCAAUAUGGCAACUACCGGCGGCGAAGAAAAAGAUGUGAGAGCAUAAUGUCAGGCGGAGGAGAAGGUUGUUUAGCGCAUCGCACAUCGGUUGCCAUAGGAGCACUUGUUUCAUACACAAUCUUGUUCAUAGAAGCCGCAUACGGACUUGGUCGGUCAUUGGUAUCUUGAACCUGUUCUAUUACUCCGCUUGUCAAUUAUAAAGCAUUCCAGAUCACGAAGAACAGUGGAAUUUCUGACAAUUUGUGCCGGAUGUACUUUUAUGUAGUUGC